GUCGGAUUGUACCUGAACUAGCCAAUGGGGAGCAGUCCCGGAGGCGGACCCGGCGCUGCCAGGGUUGGGUGCACCGUUGAACAGAUGGCAGAGGGAGGCGAGCGGAUUCCUGAGGAACGCCGGUCAGCUAUUUGACUGUCAUCUGUUGCCGCCCAUUGAUGUGAAGAUGACCAAGCUGGGAUUUUUGCGGUUGUCCUAUGAGAAGCAGGACACACUUCUGAAGCUUCUGAUUCUGUCGAUGGCUGCUGUGUUAUCGUUCUCCACUCGUCUCUUUGCUGUCUUGAGAUUUGAAAGUGUCAUCCAUGAAUUUGAUCCGUACUUUAAUUAUCGUACCACCCGGUUCCUGGCUGAGGAGGGAUUUUAUAAAUUCCAUAACUGGUUUGAUGACCGGGCCUGGUACCCUUUGGGACGAAUCAUUGGAGGAACAAUUUACCCAGGCUUAAUGAUCACCUCUGCUGCAAUCUACCAUGUCCUCCAUUUUUUCCACAUCACCAUCGACAUUCGGAAUGUCUGUGUGUUCCUGGCCCCUCUCUUCUCUUCCUUCACCACCAUCGUCACGUACCACCUUACCAAAGAGCUCAAGGAUGCAGGAGCUGGGCUUCUUGCUGCCGCCAUGAUUGCUGUGGUUCCUGGCUAUAUCUCCCGGUCUGUGGCUGGCUCCUAUGAUAAUGAAGGGAUUGCCAUCUUUUGCAUGCUGCUUACCUAUUACAUGUGGAUCAAAGCAGUCAAGACUGGUUCCAUCUACUGGGCAGCAAAGUGUGCCCUUGCUUACUUCUACAUGGUCUCUUCCUGGGGAGGUUACGUGUUCUUGAUCAACUUGAUCCCCCUUCAUGUACUAGUGCUGAUGCUCACAGGACGUUUCUCCCACCGGAUCUACGUGGCGUACUGUACUGUCUACUGCCUGGGCACCAUUCUUUCCAUGCAGAUCUCCUUUGUGGGUUUCCAGCCCGUCCUUUCAUCAGAGCACAUGGCAGCCUUUGGGGUCUUUGGUCUCUGCCAGAUUCAUGCCUUUGUGGAUUAUCUACGCAGCAAGUUGAAUCCACAGCAGUUUGAAGUUCUUUUCCGAAGUGUCAUCUCCCUGGUGGGCUUUGUCCUUCUCACCAUUGGAGCUCUCCUCAUGCUGACAGGAAAAAUAUCUCCCUGGACGGGGCGUUUCUACUCGCUGUUGGACCCUUCCUACGCUAAGAACAACAUCCCCAUCAUUGCUUCUGUGUCUGAGCAUCAGCCUACGACCUGGUCCUCGUACUAUUUCGACCUGCAGCUCCUUGUCUUCAUGUUUCCAGUUGGUCUCUAUUACUGCUUUAGCAACCUGUCUGAUGCCCGGAUUUUCAUCAUCAUGUAUGGUGUGACCAGCAUGUACUUUUCAGCUGUAAUGGUGCGUCUGAUGCUGGUGUUGGCGCCUGUUAUGUGCAUUCUUUCUGGCAUUGGAGUCUCUCAGGUGCUGUCCACUUACAUGAAGAAUUUGGACAUAAGUCGACAAGACAAGAAGAGCAAGAAACAGCAGGAUUCUACCUACCCUAUUAAGAAUGAAGUGGCAAGUGGCAUGAUACUGGUCAUGGCUUUCUUUCUCAUCACCUACACCUUUCAUUCGACCUGGGUGACCAGUGAGGCCUACUCUUCUCCCUCCAUCGUGCUGUCUGCUCGUGGUGGAGAUGGCAGUAGGAUCAUUUUUGAUGAUUUUCGAGAAGCGUACUAUUGGCUUCGUCACAAUACUCCAGAGGAUGCGAAGGUCAUGUCAUGGUGGGAUUAUGGCUACCAGAUUACAGCGAUGGCGAAUCGGACGAUCUUAGUGGAUAAUAACACAUGGAAUAAUACCCAUAUAUCUCGAGUAGGCCAGGCAAUGGCAUCCACAGAAGAAAAAGCCUAUGAGAUCAUGAGGGAGCUUGAUGUCAGCUACGUACUGGUCAUUUUCGGAGGCCUCACUGGGUAUUCUUCAGAUGACAUCAACAAAUUUCUGUGGAUGGUCCGGAUUGGAGGGAGCACAGAUACAGGGAAACACAUCAAGGAGCACGAUUAUUAUACUCCAACUGGGGAGUUCCGUGUGGACCGUGAGGGCUCUCCAGUGCUGCUCAACUGCCUUAUGUACAAGAUGUGUUACUACCGAUUUGGACAGGUUUACACAGAAGCCAAGCGUCCACUAGGCUAUGACCGUGUCCGGAAUGCUGAGAUUGGGAAUAAAGACUUCGAGCUUGAUGUCCUAGAAGAAGCAUACACCACAGAACAUUGGCUGGUCAGGAUAUACAAGGUGAAGGACCUGGAUAAUCGAGGCUUGUCAAGAACAUAAAUGUUACUUCUGGUUCUGAUCUGCUUCGCACUGAGUGCGUCCCAUUUAGGGCGCUGAAGACGGUUUAAAAAAUAUGCAGUUUAUAAGAACAGAGCGCGAUGAGAUUAGAAUUGUCUGGAGGUUUUGCCCUGGGCAGUGUGGGCUGGGCCAAAUGGAGUGAUCUUUAUAAUUCUGAGCAGGUUACCAAAUGAAAUGUCAUGGCUUUACUUUGGUCAAUUAAAGGGGGGAAUUUUUUUUAAAUGUGC
This is a messenger RNA of Capra hircus (goat), 2529 nucleotides long. It is a transcript of the gene STT3A, whose product is annotated as STT3A, catalytic subunit of the oligosaccharyltransferase complex. Gene Ontology annotation, cellular component: membrane. The record is from RefSeq and is a predicted model, not a curated record. The coding region runs from base 167 to 2284 and encodes 705 amino acids. The transcript is spliced from 18 exons. Gene Ontology annotation, biological process: post-translational protein modification. NCBI's taxonomy places the organism in Eukaryota, Metazoa, Chordata, Mammalia, Artiodactyla, Bovidae. Gene Ontology annotation, molecular function: dolichyl-diphosphooligosaccharide-protein glycotransferase activity.